Messenger RNA from Frankliniella occidentalis (western flower thrips), 2689 nucleotides. RefSeq names its product solute carrier family 35 member B1 homolog (gene meigo). Gene Ontology annotation, cellular component: Golgi membrane; endoplasmic reticulum membrane. NCBI's taxonomy places the organism in Eukaryota, Metazoa, Arthropoda, Insecta, Thysanoptera, Thripidae. Gene Ontology annotation, biological process: UDP-galactose transmembrane transport. Gene Ontology annotation, molecular function: UDP-glucose transmembrane transporter activity; UDP-galactose transmembrane transporter activity. Bases 292 to 1242 code for a protein of 316 amino acids. The transcript is spliced from 2 exons. The record is from RefSeq and is a predicted model, not a curated record.
GUCUGACGUGGUGUGUGCUGUGUGGUCUGCUAUCUAGAUGUUCGACUUCUAAAGAAACUAUACUCGUUUGGCUUCCCUCGCAGAUCUCUUUUCUCUCUCUUACGUUUGGCGAAACGAGCACUUUCUUAGUCUAGUCAACCCGUUAGUUUCUUUAUUUGGGUUGCAGCUCCAGUGGUUAUACUUCACUCACGCCGGGCAGUCUCUCUGCUGCUUUGACAGCAAAACAUAGGCCAAGACACAUCAGCAGCCGACACGUCUUUCUUCCAUACGGGAUUUCGGUAGUUUCGGGAAAUGGAGAAACGAACAAAGUUUUUCCUUAGUGCUGGUGGGAUAUUUACAUGCUAUUUUUAUUAUGGCAUUCAACAAGAAAAACUUAUGAAAGGUGUCUAUGGAGAAGGAGAAAAUGAGGAACGUUUCACGUGCGUCCUGGCACUUGUGUUCAUGCAGUGUGUUGUUAAUUAUCUGUUUGCCAAAAUGAUGUUAGCUACUUUUAUGAAGCAAGGCGAGGAUUCUACUAGGACUUUCUAUUAUGCUUCAUGUGCCAUGACCUUUUUAUUAGGCAUGGUCUGCAGCAAUAUGGCUCUGCAGUGGGUUAGUUACCCCUCUCAGGUUAUCGGCAAGGCUGGAAAACCAAUCCCAGUCAUGAUUCUUGGUGUUCUUUUGGCCCGCAAAUCAUAUCCACUUAAAAAAUAUAUUUUUGUGUUCAUGGUUGUAUUGGGCAUAAUUAUGUUCAUUUAUAAGGACUCCAGCAAAGCCACUGUCCAGUCUAAUGAAUCACUGAUUGGAUUUGGCGAGGUUUUAGUCUUCCUAUCACUGACAAUGGAUGGGCUCACAGGUGCCAUUCAAGACAGGAUGAGAGCUGAGCAUAGUUCCAAAUCUGGCCACAUGAUGCUGCACACCAACUUUUGGUCAGUUAUAUACUUGGGUGCUGCUAUAGUAUUAACCGGAGAAUUGAAACAAUUCAUAGGUUUUGUUGAUCGACACCCCGAAGCUCUCUGGGAACUAGCCUUCCUGUCUGUUUCAAGCGCACUAGGACAAAUGUUCAUUUACAUUAUGGUUGCUGACUAUGGUCCCCUACCUUGCUCAAUUGUAACAACAUCCAGAAAGUUCUUUACUGUUUUAGGAUCUGUAUUUCUGUUUGGUAACAAACUUCUUCCACGACAGUGGCUUGCCACAAUUCUUGUAUUUGCUGGUCUAUUUCUCGAUUCUAUGUAUGGAAAGGCUCCUGAGAAAAAGAAAUGAUAAGGCAAUCUCAGCCACCAUGCCACUGCUUGAAGUAUCUUUCAUCACACGUUCAGAGGAUUUUUCAGGAAUUUAUUUUGUAAUCUAUAAAAUAGAUUUGAAGCUAUUCUACUUUCACUGUCUUAACUGUAAUCUUUUUAUAUUUGUUAAUUUUUUGACAGAUUUAUAACUUACAUUACCUGCAGUUACUUGUAAAUCUUUUAAAAAAUCUGGACUAUCAGAACCUUAACAUACCCAUCAUGACUUUAUUUGUAUGUUUGAACUUGCCAUGAACAGUGGCAAGUUUCGAGUAAGCUGAAUGUUUUUGUUCUCUGAAAAAACUUUUGAAAAAAAUUUCUUAAUUCUGUUAAAUUUAAGAAAAGAUUCUUCAUGUGAAGGCAUGGUAAUGUUUUGCUUACUAGACUAUCAAUUGACAGUUCUAAGCACAUUGUGAUAUCGGUGACUAAGUAGUUAGGAAAUUCUUAUUAAGCUGGAGAUAUUUUUUUAAUUUAUUUUUAUGUCAAGUUUCCACCUUUAAGACUUGACUAGCUUGAUAAAAGUCUAUGUUUGAACACUGGUGAAACAUAACGACAUGAUUCUCUUUAAACCAUAUCUGAGUUCAAAAGUAACAGCUUUGGAAAAUUGUUCUGUUCUGUACCUGCUUAAUAUUCUGAAGCUUUAGUUAUCUUAUUUUGUUUACUGUAGAGUUUGUUAUCCAUUUUCCUGUUGAGGUUCAAUUUGAACAAACAAGUGGUCACAAAAAAAUUACCAAACAGUGAAUGGCAGAUGAUUUGACAGGUGACUUUGAGAUCGAGCAGGUGGUUCAGAUCUGAUGGGGUGUCUGAAAUUGGUUUGAAAUGUUUUCUACCCAUUCUAUAUCUGCAUUGCCUCUCCUGUAAUUUGAAAUCUAAAAUACUGCCUUUGUCUAAAUAUUGACGAUACAUCUGUUUGAUAUUAUGUACUUUUUAAAAUGUUGAAGUAUGUUUUGUGACUUUGUAUUUAAGCUUUAAUGAUCUAAAUUUACUGUUUAUGCAAAGCCUAGUUAUUAUAAUUAUUAUGCUUAUUUUAUUUUACCAACAUUUUUUGUUGGUACUGUUUUGUAUCUCAUAGAUACUGAUUUGGAAUUUCGAGUUGUCUGAAAACUGAAUCUAUCUCACUUCAAUUGUUGAAAGAGGUGUUUUAUCGUAAUGGAAUGGAGAAUAUAAUGUGGUCAAUGAAUUUGCUAAUAGCUACGAUAAAUCUACAGUGGUUCCUUUAGUUUUAUCAAUUUACUUUUGAGUAACAAUUAUUAAUUUUCUAUUGAGCCUAUUUUUCCAAGAUUAAUUUAUCACCCAACAGUUAGAUUUUUCUUCCCUGUAGUCUAAUGCACAAAACUGCCCAUAAAUAAAAUGAUUUCAUUGAACCGUUUUUCUGUGAAGUAAAAAUGUGUGUAUCUAAAAUUAAAUAAACUUUUUUUAGGUGAUCUCAA